This is a messenger RNA of Lampris incognitus (smalleye Pacific opah), 1951 nucleotides long. RefSeq names its product kelch-like family member 14 (gene klhl14). NCBI's taxonomy places the organism in Eukaryota, Metazoa, Chordata, Actinopteri, Lampriformes, Lampridae. Bases 49 to 1866 code for a protein of 605 amino acids. The record is from RefSeq and is a predicted model, not a curated record. Gene Ontology annotation, molecular function: protein binding. The transcript has 9 exons.
UUGGGGUUCCGGAGGCUGGAGUCAGGUGGCGUCUGCUGUCAGAAAGUCAUGUCCAGAUCGGGUGACAGAACGUCCACCUUUGACCCAACACACAGCGACACCCUGCUGCACGGGCUCAACCUCUUGUGGAGGAAGCAGCUUUUCUGUGAUGUGACUCUCACCGCCCAGGGACAGCAGUUCCACUGCCACAAAGCGGUCCUGGCGUCCUGCUCCCAGUACUUCAGAUCCCUCUUCUCCUCUCACAACGCCAUCAACCACGAGGGCGGCAAAGGGGACCAGGGCAGCAGCGGAACGCCCUCAUCCUCCCCCGACGACAAGCUGGUGACCACCACCACCAGGCCCAUCAACAACCUGGUGCUCCAGGGCUGCUCCUCCAUCGGACUACGGUUAGUGCUGGAGUACCUGUACACUGCCAACGUGACUCUUUCCCUGGACACGGUGGAAGAGGUCCUCUCGGUCAGCAAGAUCCUCAACAUCCCCCAGAUCACCAAGCUCAGCGUGCAGUUCCUGAACGACCAGAUCUCCGUGCAGAACUACAAGCAGAUCUGCAAGAUCGCCGCGCUCCACGGGCUGGAUGAGACCAAGAAGCUGGCCAACAAGUACCUGGUGGAGGACGUGCUGCUGCUGAACUUUGAGGAGAUGUGCGCCAUGUUGGAUGCGCUGCCGCCCCCGGUGGAGUCGGAGCUAGCCCUCUUCCAGAUGUCAGUCCUCUGGCUGGAGCACGACAGGGAGACUCGCAUGCACUACGCCCCGGACCUUAUGAAGAGGCUGCGCUUCGCCCUCAUACCUGCCCCUGAGCUGGUUGAGAGGGUGCAGUCUGUUGACUUCAUGAGGAGUGACCCGGUGUGCCAGAAACUGCUCCUGGAUGCCAUGAACUACCACCUGAUGCCCUUCCGGCAGCACUGCAGGCAGACAAUGUCCAGCAGAAUCCGUUCCAAUAAGAGAAUGCUGCUACUGGUGGGUGGUUUGCCUCCUGGACCCGACCGUCUCCCCAGUAACCUGGUCCAGUACUAUGACGACGAGAAAAAGACAUGGAAGAUCCUCACAAUUAUGCCUUACAACAGUGCCCAUCACUGUGUGGUCGAGGUGGAGAACUUCCUGUUGCUGCUCGGCGGGGAAGACCAAUGGAACCCCAACGGGAAACACAGCACUAAUUUUGUCAGCCGUUACGAUCCCAGAUUCAACAGUUGGAUACAGCUGCCGCCUAUGCAGGAGAGGAGAGCCAGUUUCUUCGCCUGCCGCCUGGAUAAGCACCUGUACGUGAUCGGGGGCAGGAACGAGACGGGCUACCUCUCCAGCGUGGAGUCCUACAACCUGGAGACGAACGAGUGGAACUACGUGUCCUCCCUGCCCCAGCCCCUGGCCGCCCACGCAGGAGCCGUGCACAACGGCAAGAUCUACAUCUCAGGGGGAGUGCACAACGGAGAGUACGUUUCCUGGCUCUAUUGUUACGACCCCGUAAUGGACGUGUGGGCCCGGAAACAGGAUAUGAACACAAAGCGUGCCAUUCAUACCCUGGCGGGCAUGAGCGACCGCCUCUACGCUAUUGGCGGAAACCAUUUGAAAGGGUUCUCCCACCUCGAUGUGAUGCUGGUGGAGUGUUACGACCCCAAGGCCGACCAGUGGAACAUCCUGCAGACGCCCAUCCUGGAGGGCCGCAGCGGCCCGGGCUGUGCCAUUCUGGACGACAGCAUCUUCCUAGUAGGGGGAUACAGCUGGAGCAUGGGGGCCUACAAGUCUUCCACCAUCUGCUACAGCCCAGAGAAAGGGACGUGGACAGAGCUGGAGGGAGAGGUGGCCGAGCCCCUGGCAGGCCCCGCGUGCUCCACCGUCAUACUGCCGGCCUGCCUCCCCUUUAACAAAUGACAACUAGCCCGGCGGACAGGCGACCCGGUGAAGUCGCAAAGUGACUGGGAAGAGGACCAUCACUGAGCGACACAGUUGUCAACAA